CCCCCGCCCCCCAGGUCCAUCGUCGUCGACCGGAUCGUCCGUCCCGAUCAUCGCGCGCGCGGCACAGCCUGACACCUCCUCCUCGGCGCGGCGCCGUUCACGCGCCCCGUGGGAUGCGCGCCCGCCGCACUCGCAGCAGCGCAUCGCCCGUUGUUUACCCUACGGCGACCCCCGCGUCCUCGGCGACCCUUAUCAUGCGACGCGCUGACACGAACGAUGCUCCAAUUUUUUAAGAAGAUUGGACAAAGGGACAAGUCCGGAUUACCAGAAACCUCACCUGCGAGAUCGACGAGCUCGGGUAGCUUCCUGACAGAUGCCUUCAACGGUGGCGCGUCGUUCAUUCGGACGCCCUCGGGUGUACUGUGCAGUCUCGAGGAGGAAGAGGAGGAGGAGAUUCUCAACGAUGACGCCGAGGAAGCGCGCGCCUUCAGCUCCCGGUUGUCCAAGGGUCUGCCGGAAGUGCUCAAGGACAAGAGUGCCCUUGGUUACUUCAUCCAGUUCAUGGACAUCAGGAAGCGCGUAGCUCUCAUCAAGUUCUGGUUGGAGGUGGAAUGCUUGUGCAGCGCAUCCGGGAUGCCCGACGCACAGAGAGUCAGACGGUCAAAUCAAAAGGAGCUGCUGGACGCUUUGCCCACUUCCCUAGACGAUAACGAGAACUUUAGCUGCGACGUGCUCGUCAGCGAUGUAGAUACUCAAACGAGCAGCGAAAUACCGUUGGACGUGAGGGCGGACGACGCGACGUCCAACGGUAUGCCAAAGACUAGUCAGGCGGUAAGCAAAACGCGACAAUCAAACCACGAUUGUACGAGUGGGAGACGCGACGCGACGCCGACCAGGCAGGACGCUUUGAGAAUUUAUAGGAAGUACAUUCUCAAGGAGGCUCUGGGUGUAAAUCAAAUAUCCGAGGAGUUGAGGGUAGACAUGGAGAGGGCCAUUGUCCAGGAAAACAUUGAGCCUAUAUUACGGUGCCUAUCUGCUGUUCAAAGCAUAGUAUACGAUACAUUAGAAAACGAAUAUAUUAACGAUUUUUUACGAAGCGAAUUUCACUGUAAGCAUCAAAUUGACGUGCUCACCAGUGGCAACGUACAAUUAGCGGAUAUAUUGUAUAACGAGACAGCAUUCUUCUACUUUAUGGAGUUUAUGGAACUCGAGAAUAAACGAGAGCUGUUGGACUUCUGGAUGUCGGCUAUAAGUUACAAGCAGAAUCUUUUGGAGAAGAAAGGUGCAGCUGAUCCCGAAGAAGCCCAAUCCGAUGCCGUUAUUAUAUACGAGAAAUAUUUCAGCUUACAAGCAACCAUGCCUCUUGGAUUUAGCGAUAAGAUUCGUUUUCAUGUGGAACAGAAUAUUUGCCGCGAGGACGAUAGCGGUCCACAGCCCGAUUGUUUCGAUAAACCCAGUAAAAUCGUAUAUAAUUUUCUCAAUAAGCAUUAUCUCCCAGCGUUCUUAUCGUCACAGCUGUAUUAUAAAUACUUAUCGGAGCUAAUCAGCACGAUUCAGACCAGCCCGUGUCCGAGUUUACAUUCCAAGAUAAGAAGAACAGGUUCAGAUUGCAGCAGUGAAGUAAGCUCCGUGUGUACUAGUAUGCCAAGUAUUUCUCAAAUAGGAAAUAAUGGCAGCAGAGUAUCUGAUAAUAAAAAAACUAUCAACAGUCACAUGAAUAUCGACACCAGGCAACUUUACGAUCCAGAUUCCUUGUGGCGACGUAACAAAUAUAGUUUAAGCAUUGGUUACGUUGACAACUUAGGUAGAUUUAUUACCGAAAUAGAGCCAGAUCCUCAUAGAAAAUACGAAUCUCGCCUAACUCGUGUUGUAAAACGACUUAUAAAUAUAGAACAAGAUAAGGCUAAAGAGGAAUUGGCAUGGAGGAUCACCGAGAUGAUCAUUCGUGAAAUCACGUCUUUGACACUUGGAGCUUCAAAUCUUCCCUCUUGAUGGUGUAAACUUGACGUGACGAUUUUGAGGCUUGAGUUUUCCUUAAGUAUAGAUGUUUUGUGUAUUUGUGUAAGUAAAGUGCUUUGUCCUUUUAUUUUAAAUGUUAACGUAAUAAUGCUACAGACUUUGCCAAAGUGCCAAACAGAAAAACGGAAAAUUCUAAUUUAUUUUAUAAUACGGCAUCUUAAAAAGGAAAUAUUUAUGGAGGAAGAUAUGUUCUGGGAUGUUUUACAUUUUCGUAUUUUAUAUUUUGGCAUGAAACAUAACGAUGAAACAGAGACUUGAAUUUUUGCUAAUCAAUAAUUUAAUCCGAAUUUAUAAGUAAGUUGUUUAUAUAAAUAAGUGUAAAUAACUUUAUUAGAAAUUGACAUACGUAUUUUAGUAUCUUUACAAUUCGUUGCGUAAAAUAAUUUAUAAAGAUCUUAUAAGCAGCAUAAUCUGUAAUAUUUUUUUGUAACUAUUAUAAAAGAUCUUCCUAUUUUGUUAAUUUAUUAUAAAAUACUCGAUGAGCAAAGAACAAUAAUUUAACGAAUACGUAAUUCCUUCAUCAGCCAUCGUCGAUGACACCAGAAGCAAAAAAAUCAAUGCAAAUGAUUAUCGUAUACAUCUAUGUCGUAUAUAUCUAAAUCAUGAUUAAAUGUAUAUUUAUAAAAAAAUACUCAGUUAAUAUGAAAAAGAUAUAAAGACUUAUGUAUGUGUCAAAAUUUA
Temnothorax curvispinosus is the source of this 2640-nucleotide messenger RNA. It is a transcript of the gene pkaap, whose product is annotated as A-kinase anchor protein 10, mitochondrial. Gene Ontology annotation, biological process: intracellular protein localization. The record is from RefSeq and is a predicted model, not a curated record. Gene Ontology annotation, molecular function: protein kinase A binding. Bases 217 to 1932 code for a protein of 571 amino acids. NCBI's taxonomy places the organism in Eukaryota, Metazoa, Arthropoda, Insecta, Hymenoptera, Formicidae. Gene Ontology annotation, cellular component: plasma membrane. The transcript is spliced from 10 exons.